This is a messenger RNA of Eremothecium sinecaudum, 1128 nucleotides long. RefSeq names its product HHR104Cp. NCBI's taxonomy places the organism in Eukaryota, Fungi, Ascomycota, Saccharomycetes, Saccharomycetales, Saccharomycetaceae. The record is from RefSeq and is a predicted model, not a curated record. The coding region runs from base 1 to 1128 and encodes 375 amino acids. The transcript has a single exon.
AUGAUGUCUCCAAAUAGUGCUCAGAAUAGUGGUGACCAGAGCAUAUGCCUAUUAGAUCUUACUUUUAUGAAGCAGAAGAGUUUAUGUGAAGCGCCAAGUUUCGUGGAGUUGGCUAUAAACGGAAUAUUGGACCAAGAUACAUUCUUAGCCAAGCGGGUAGUAAAAUUUAAUGAAUCGCCCAUAGGUCCGGAGACUGUGCGGAACAGCUCAUCAGAUGUAACUCCAAAGUCUAUCCUAAGAAUAAAACAGCCAGAAUCCAGUCAAUCACAGGAUGAUGAUUCCAAAGACAAAGUGCUACUGCUUCUUCGGCGGUGCUUCAACCUUUGUAACCUAGAUAUAGAGGGGAUAGAACAACGCCCAUUAGUUGAAAAUCUAGAGUCGAUUAGUUACGGAAUCCUAGCGACCUUCAGGUUCCAUGAAUGCUGUUAUAAAUAUGCACAUGAAUUGGAAACUACAGUAAAGGCUCGGCAGGAGCGAUCUCCAGAGAAGGCAGAUCGAGAUUCAUCGCGUUCAAGAAACGGAUUACAACAAGAAGUCGUCACAUGGAAACUCGAAGCCGAGGAAUUGGGUAUAAAGAAUAGUGUAUUGAUGGGAGAAAAUGGAAAGCUUGUGAGCGAGAUGACGUCCUUACGCCAAACAAUAAGGAACAUGAAUGACGAAAUAGAUAACUUCAAGUUCCAAUUAAAUGACAAGGACACGCAACUUCAGAAACUUAAAGACAAGAUAAAGGACAAUAAUUCUGAAAGACAAACCCAAAUUGAUAGGUUCCAAAACCUUACUCAGCAACUUGAAAAAGUGAUAUCCCAAAGGGCUUCGACUAUUUCUCAUCUAAAGGAAAAUAGGCAGACUUUAAGAAAGCAAUUAGCAAAGAGCACCGAACUAACUAUUAAUCUAAAGGGUGAAAAUACACGGCUAGUAUCGCACUUUGACACUCUUGUAAACAUGUUCAAUGAAGCUGAGAACAAUCCUAAUAAUAAUUUUUCUUUCCGAUAUCCACAGCAUCUGAAAUUAAAAUACAAUAUUGACAGUAACACCCCAAGUCGCGAAUACCGACCAGUGCAAUUAAGCCCUAACAAGAGUUCUCGCAAAUAUAAUAGCUCUAAUAAAUUAACCAGUGCAUUUAUUUAG